UUUCCCGCGGGCCGUUCACUAUUCGAGUGGAUCACAGCGGCGGCGGUUGGGCUGUGUAACGGUCGCUCGACCCCGGCGCGACGAUGGCGGCCUUGGGCCCCGGAGCCUACACGCGGAACGACGUGGUUGAGAAAUUGUCGUCCGUCACGGCGGGGGUUCCGGCGCGGAGGGGCCAGUCCUCUCCGCCCCCGGCCCCACCGCUCUGUCUCCGGCGGCGAACCCGAUUAACUGCGGCGCCGGAGGACACGGUGCAGAGCCGGGUGUCCCUGGAGAAGGUGCUCGGCAUCACGGCCCAGAACAGCAGCGGCCUAACCUGUGACCCCAGCACAGGCCAUGUGGCCUACCUGGCAGGCUGUGUGGUGGUGAUUUUGGACCCCAAAGAGAACAAACAGCAACACAUCUUUAAUACUGCCAGGAAGUCUCUGAGCGCACUGGCCUUCUCACCUGACGGCAAGUACAUAGUGACGGGAGAGAAUGGGCACAGGCCUGCCGUGCGCAUCUGGGAUGUGGACGAGAAGAGCCAGCUGGCAGAGAUGCUGGGCCACAAGUAUGGUGUGGCCUGCGUGGCCUUCUCACCCAAUAUGAAGUACAUCGUGUCCAUGGGUUACCAGCAUGACAUGGUGCUCAACGUCUGGGAUUGGAAGAAAGAUAUCGUGGUGGCCUCCAACAAGGUGUCGUGCAGGGUUAUCGCCCUGUCCUUCUCAGAGGACAGCAGCUACUUUGUCACUGUUGGGAACCGGCACGUGAGGUUCUGGUUUUUGGAAGUCUCCACUGAAGCAAAGGUGACAGGUACGAUGCCCCUAGUAGGACGGUCAGGCAUCCUCGGAGAGCUGCACAACAAUGUCUUCUGUGGGGUGGCCUGUGGCCGGGGCCCAAUGGCCGGCAAUACCUUCUGUGUGUCCUACUCGGGCCUCCUCUGCCAGUUCAACGAGAAGAGGGUACUGGAGAAGUGGAUCAACCUGAAGGUUUCCCUGUCGUCUUGCCUUUGUGUCAGCCAGGAGCUCAUCUUCUGUGGUUGCACCGAUGGGAUAGUCCGCAUCUUCCAGGCCCACAGUCUACACUACCUUGCCAACCUGCCCAAGCCUCACUACCUCGGGGUGGAUGUGGCACAAGGACUAGAGCCAAGUUUCCUCUUCCGCAGGAAGGCAGAAGCAAUAUACCCAGAUACGGUGGCGCUGACCUUUGACCCAACCAACCAGUGGCUGUCCUGUGUGUAUAAAGACCACAGUAUCUACAUCUGGAAUGUCAAGGACAUCAACAAAGUGAGCAAGAUGUGGUCAGAGCUCUUCCAUAGCUCCUACGUCUGGAACGUGGAGGUGUAUCCUGAGUUUGAGGAUCAGAGAGCUUGUCUGCCUUCAGGAUCUUUCCUGACCUGUUCCUCGGACAACACCAUUCGCUUCUGGAAUAUGGAUAACAGCGCUGACUCAUACUGGAAGAAAAACAUCUUCAGCAAUACCCUUCUGAAGGUAGUGUACGUGGAGAAUGACAUCCAGCACCUGCAGGACACGUCCCACUUCCCAGACCGGGGGAGUGAAAAUGGGACACCCAUAGAUGCGAAAGCCGGGGUACGAGUCAUGCAGGUCAGUCCUGACGGCCAACACCUGGCUUCCGGCGACCGAAGCGGCAAUCUGAGGAUCCAUGAGCUGCACUUCAUGGAUGAGCUGGUCAAGGUGGAGGCCCAUGAUGCUGAGGUGCUGUGUCUGGAGUACUCCAAGCCUGAAACAGGGCUGACCCUGCUGGCCUCAGCCAGUCGGGACCGACUGAUCCAUGUGCUGAACGUGGAGAAAAACUACAAUCUGGAGCAGACCCUAGACGACCACUCUUCCUCCAUCACGGCCAUCAAGUUUGCUGGCAACAGAGACAUCCAGAUGAUCAGCUGUGGAGCUGACAAGAGCAUCUACUUUCGCAGUGCCCAGCAGGCCUCGGAUGGACUCCACUUUGUCCGGACCCACCACGUGGCAGAGAAGACCACUUUGUAUGACAUGGAUAUUGACAUCACCCAGAAGUACGUGGCUGUCGCCUGCCAGGACCGGAACGUGAGAGUCUACAACACCGUGAAUGGGAAACAGAAGAAGUGCUACAAGGGCUCCCAGGGUGAUGAAGGGUCGCUACUGAAGGUCCACGUGGACCCUUCUGGCACCUUCCUGGCCACAAGCUGCUCUGAUAAAAGCAUCUCUGUGAUUGACUUCUACUCGGGCGAGUGCAUUGCCAAGAUGUUUGGCCACUCAGAAAUCGUUACUGGCAUGAAGUUCACCUACGACUGUCGCCACUUGAUCACCGUGUCUGGAGACAGCUGCGUGUUCAUCUGGCACCUGGGCCCAGAAAUCACCAACUGCAUGAAGCAGCACUUGCUGGAGAUAGAUCACCGUGAACAGCAGCAGCAGCAGAAUACGAAGGACCGCAAGUGGAGCCGCCACCCCAGGCAGGAGACAUACGCACCCGUGCCUAGUGAGAUUCAUUCCCUGAGCCUUGGAGAGCCGAUAGAGGAUGAGCUGGAGGAAGAGAAUGACCCUGAGCUGUUGCUGAAGACGCCAUCCAAAGAGAGCCUGGAUCCAGAUCCUCGAUGCCUGUUGACCAAUGGCAAGCUGCCACUCUGGGCAAAACGGCUGCUAGGAGAUGACGAUGUGGCAGACAGCUCAGCCUUCCAUGCCAAGCGCAGCUACCAGCCGCAUGGCCGCUGGGCAGAGCGGGCUGACCAGGAACCCCUCAAGACCAUCCUGGAUGCCCGGAACCUGGAUUGCUACUUUACCCCCAUGAAGCCCGAGAGCCUGGAGGACUCUGUGCUGGAGACGGUGGAGCCACAGAGCCUGGUGGGCCUGCUGAACGAGUCGGAGAAUCCUCAGGAGAGUGGCUGUGAGCAUCCGUCCUUCCUGCCCCUUCAGAGGGCGUGUGAGGCCAGUGAACUCGUCCUCUACUCCCUGGAAGCAGCAGUGACCGUCACAGAACCAGACAGCGAGCACUGUGUGAAAGAGGGAGACCAACAAGAUGACUCCUACCUGAGGAUCUCCUCCACCGGCUCUAAGGACCAGAGCCCACCUGAGGACUCAGGGGAGUCGGAGACAGACUUGGAGUGCAGCUUUGCCAUGGUCCACUCCCCUCCACAGCCUGACCCAGACCCUCGGUUUGACAUGAUGGUGCCCCACACAGCAGGCUGCCAGGGUACUGCUGAAGAAGAGCUGCCCCUGCCCGAGGCGUCAGGCCUACCCCACAGCUCCCUGCCCCAGACCCCGGAGCAGGAGAAGUUCCUCCGCCACCACUUUGAGACGCUUACCGAUGUACACCCUGAGGAGCUCUUCCACAGGUCCCUGAGAGACGCGGAGGCCGAGGACUUCCUCCUCAACCCCCGGCUGAGCAUCUCAGCUCAGUUCCUCUCACGCUUCCAGGAGACGCCCAGGUUCACCCAGACCUUACCUCACCGGCAGCAUCUGCACCUCACAAAGCCGUCAGAGGUCAAGGCCGUGGUGGACCAAGGGGAAAGCCAGCCCAGAGCAGAGUCCCUGAGAGCAGGUACUGGCUACACCUCCCCAGCCCAGAGCCAUCUCAUCUCUGGGGGAAAGACUGAGGGGCUCCACAAGACCUUGGAGGCCUGGCACCCACUGAGUAAGUCCCCCAUUCCCAACCUCCCUGACUCUCUCAGCACCCAGCUGAACUGUCACCGUAGGGUGGGGUGUAAGAGUGAGCUGUCUGCUUCCUUUAUAGCUCCCUGCCCCACAGACAGGAAGCUCCCACCACCCUCAUCUGGACCCAUCCCAGGUCUGGCUCAGGGCAUCUGCGUUCCCUGCACCCAUUCCUACCUGGAAGCCACUGUCAGCUCUCCUGCCAAGAUGUCACACAGCACCUCCCUCAGGGACCCUGCUGAGCCGGCCGGGCCCCCGCUUCACAGGCCCUCACCCAGUGGGGAACUCCAGGCUGUGCCCAGCGCUGGCAGCCAGGACCCAGAGCCGGUCCUGCCCUCCUGGGGCAACCAUGAGGCCCGCGCCAACCUGAGACUGACCCUGUCCAGUGUCUGUGACAGGUUCCUGCUGCCCCCGCCCCCACUGGGGAAACCCACCCCACAUGCCUGGACCCAGGAGUCUGUAGCUGCCAACACAGCAGCCAGCUUCCAAUCCCCCAACCCUGUGAAUACAUGCACCCUAAGGCUUCACGAAGCCUCCUUUCUCCCUGGCCCUGAGUCCCUCAACCCUUCCACACACCCCAAUAGCUCCCAGCUUCCAGAGCACAGGCCAGGGAUCCCUGGAAGCACUGCCACCCUCUUGGAGCCCACCCCUGGUGCACUCGGUUUAGCCCAGAGCAGCCCCGGACACUGGGUGGAACCUGGGGUGCCGGCUGGAGUCCCACCUCCAGCUCCCCUUGAACUGAGCCACGUGGAGACCAUCGUGCACAGACUACAAACUGCCUUCCAAGAAGCCCUUGACCUUUACCUUAUGGUGGUCUCCAGCGGCCAUGUCAGCACUGAGCAGCAGCAGAUCCGGACCACGCUGGCUUCCACCUUUGUUUGGAUCCACAGUCAGUUGGAGGCCAGCUGGCUUGGGGGGGCAGAGAUGGUCCCAGCCCGGCCCCUGGCCAGCCCGGGUCCCCCCUCCCCACCUACUCUGUGCCCCCUGGCCAGCCCAGACCUGCGGGCUCUGCUGGAACACUACUCGGAGCUGCUGGUGCGGGCCGUGCGUAGUAAGGCAGAGGGUGACUGA
Messenger RNA from Chrysochloris asiatica (Cape golden mole), 4688 nucleotides. RefSeq names its product WD repeat domain 62 (gene WDR62). Gene Ontology annotation, cellular component: mitotic spindle. The transcript has 31 exons. The record is from RefSeq and is a predicted model, not a curated record. Bases 84 to 4688 code for a protein of 1534 amino acids. NCBI's taxonomy places the organism in Eukaryota, Metazoa, Chordata, Mammalia, Afrosoricida, Chrysochloridae. Gene Ontology annotation, molecular function: protein binding. Gene Ontology annotation, biological process: neurogenesis; regulation of mitotic cell cycle; mitotic spindle organization.